Entrophospora sp. SA101 is the source of this 1128-nucleotide messenger RNA. The record is from the annotation of a GenBank genome assembly. Lineage: Eukaryota; Fungi; Glomeromycota; Glomeromycetes; Entrophosporales; Entrophosporaceae.
AUGUUUUAUUCAAAAGAAAUAUUAACAAAAAAAAAAUGUGGAUUUGGAAUAAUUUGGUUAGCUUCCACGUUAGGAUCACGUUCUCAUCUUCGUAAACUUUCAAGGAAAGAAAUUAAUUCAGUUAAUUUGGUUAAAGCUUGUGGCUAUCUAAGUUCACCACCGGAACCACUAGCACUUCGAUUAUCUUCUAAUUUAUUGUAUGGAAUUACACGUUUAUAUCAACAACAGUACCAAUUUUAUUACGUGGAUACAAAUAAUUUAUGGCUAAAAUUUCAAAAAGCUUUGUCCGAAUUUCGUAAUGAAUCCGUCGACAUGUCAACAUCAGAGGCAAGACAAGAAGCAAUAACGCUGCGAGAUGAUCCCUAUUUCGAAAUCGAAAUGUUAAUAAAUAAAUCGAAUGAUACAGAUAUGGUUUUUGAGAUCGAAAGACAAAUUGAUUGGAUAUUAUCUUCAGAACAAGAAAUUCCUAACCAAGUUUUGACGAAUAAUCGAAAAAAUGAUAAUAAUAGAUCACGGCGUUCUUUAAUUACUCUCCCGGAAGAGAUUUUCAGUUCAGGUGAUGGUGAAUUUACUCAGUCGUUGUCAACUGGAUUUGGUGGUGGAUUUGGUUUUAGUCUUAACGAUGAUGAUUUAUUAAGAAUAGAAGAUAAUAAUGGUGGUGUUGGCGGAGGAGGAAUGGAAAGAAGUGGCGUAGUAGUUGAUGAGGAGGGAAUAACUGAUGGUUUGAAUUCUGAUACUAUCAAAGAGAUUGAGCAUAGAGUUAGAGACGAACAUAAUAAUGUCGAUCAAUCAAGAGACCACAAAAGGCGUAGAACUGAACUUCAAAUUCAUGAUGGUGUUGAAAAUCAUCAUGAUUUCCAAAAUACUGUGGAAGUAUACGAGCAACAAGGGCAAGAUGAACAAAGGAUUGGACAGGAUGAGAUGGAAGUAGUAAUUGAACCACGAGUUAUUGAUGAAGAAGAAAAUAAUAGAAGGUCAUCCGUCUCGACACAACCGAGACGUCGUCGUAGACGUAGGCUACAAAAUAUGUACGAUGAACCAGCAGAAUUAACAAAUGAACAAAUUCUUCAAAUGCGCGAAAGCGUUGUUGUUGAUUUGGAUAUUGCUGAACAAAAAGCAAGAGAAAAG